Molecule: messenger RNA, 912 nt
Organism: Dovyalis caffra
Lineage: Eukaryota; Viridiplantae; Streptophyta; Magnoliopsida; Malpighiales; Salicaceae
Source: the annotation of a GenBank genome assembly
AUGAUUCUUGGAACUGUGUCCCAAACCUAUGUUGUCUACACCUUGUUGAGUCUCAUCAGUAUCAGCUUGGCAAAGGAUAUUCCAGCUUUUUACAUUUUUGGAGAUUCAGGAGUUGAUGUUGGAAACAAUUUUUACAUCAACACUUUCGCAAGACCAGUGUUUCCCAAUGGGAUUGAUUUUGGGAAUAAAUUUGGCACGCCCUCAGGAAGAUACUCAAAUGGUAGAGUAUAUGUCGACCAUAUAGCACAAGAAUUGGGCUUGAAAAACUUUCCUCCUCCCUACUUGGCUCCGACCACUGUUGGAGAUAUUCUUCUGAAAGGUACAAGGAAAAGUUUUGAAGAUGUAGACAAUGACAAGAAACCUGCAUGUAAUUUAAAGGGAGGUCGCAUUAGCCUUGAGACUCAAGUCAGGUACUUCGAGAGAACCACGCAAGCCAUCAUUUCGAAUAUUGGGAUCAAAGCUGCUAAAAAGUUGCUUGCCGGGGCCAUCUACAUUGUUGCAAUUGGUGGGAAUGAUGUUUCUACCCCGGACCUAAAUGGUCCUCUUGAUCUUGCAUCCCAGGACUUGCGUCUUGAUACAAUCAUUUCAAUGUUCCGAUCACAACUUGGAAAACUCUACAUGCUGGGUGCUAGAAAGAUUGUGGUGAUAAAUUCUUCCCCUGCUGGGUGUCUCCCUUUUGUGAGAGACGUAUAUGCAAUGCCAGAUGGGUGUGUUUCUUUUCAAAAUCAGAUAGCUCAGCUGUAUAACAGCAAACUCAAGGGCAUGCUUGAGGAGCUUACCAAAAAUCUUACAGGAUCACAAUAUGUUUAUGCAGACAAUUAUGCUAUGAUAGAAGAUGUCAUUCAAAACUACAUCUCAUAUGGUGCAGGUCUGAUAGACACAUCUGCAGUUUACAUUGAAGCACUCACCUGA